AUGCAUGGAUCUUUACUUGAUUCACAUCGUCGAUCAUCAAUGAGUAGUCAAGAAGCAGAUGCUAUAUCAACAUCUGAACAUGUACUCACAGAAGAAAAAUCUCUUAAUAAUAAAUUAUCAACUGGAAAUCAGAAACAUAUAACAUCAUUAACAAAUUAUCCAAAAAAUUCAUCUGUACAUCUUAAAGAUGUUAUUGAAGAUGAUGAUGAUGAUAAAGAACCAAAAGUAUCCGUAACACAUUCAGCUGAUUUCUUUCGUUGGACACAUGGUCAUCGACGUGUAAUGUUAACAUUUGGUACCAUAUGUUUAUUUGCUUUUAUGACUGGUGUUGAAUAUGCAGUUAUUUUACCUACUGCUUUUGACUAUGUUCAAUCAAUGUCAAAUGCUAGUAUUCAUGUUGGUUUAAUACUUUCCUCUUAUAGUAUAUCUGGUUCGAUAACUGGAGUUAUAAUGGGAAAAAUUUCUGAUACAACUGGCAAAGUUAAAAUUCUUAUAUUAGUAUCAAAUAUUUUUGCAAUAGGUGGUAAUAUCUUAUAUUUUGUUACAAAUAAUAUUCAUAUUGUUCUAUUGGGACGAUUAAUUUCUGGAGUUGGUAUGGGUGCUGUACCUCCAAUAUUGGCAGAUGUAGCUCAUCGUACAACAGAAAAAGAUCGAACAAAAGCUAUUGCUAUUAUUCUUGGAAGUCGACAACUUGGUUUAUUAAUUGGUCCAUGUUUUACACUUCUUGUACGAAAGAUGGAUUUUUAUAUUGGUUCUGUUCAUGUUAAUAAAUUAAAUGGUCCAGGAUUUUUAAUGGCAUCUAUUUGGUUAAUAUUACAUAUUGUUUGUUGGUUUUGUUUCUAUGAUCGAACUCCAUCAACAACAACAGGACCAACAACAUCAGAUGAUUCUCCAAAACAUAAAUAUACACGAUCUGAUCAUCCAUCAAAACAAGAUCAACAGAAAUUAUCAUCAAAAAUUUAUCGUGAACAAUAUAUACGUAUAGAAAUGUUUGUUUUAUUUUUUGCAACAUUUAUAGCUUAUUUUAACCAAACCGCAUUAGAAACAAUAGUCUCAGCAUUUACAGAAAAGAAUUUUCACUGGACUACUGUAGAUACAUCUAUUUUAUUUGCUUUUGCUGGCUUAGAAAUUAUUAUUAUUUAUGUAUUACUUGUAUUUAUUUUAUCAAAACGUUUCGAAGAUCGAUUUUUACUUGUCUUUGGCUUUCUAUCAGUAACAACUGCUUGUAUAUUAGGAACAUUUUUUACUUGGGCAUCUUAUUCAUAUGGUUGGUCAGCUCAAUCAGCUAGUGGUUCUGUUGAUAAACGUUUUUUGGCAAUGUUUAUUGUUUUCGUUAUUCUUGAUUUACUUGGUUUACCAUUUUUAGCAGCAACAAGUGUAUCACUAUUUACAAAAUUAACAGUUAAAGAAUUACAAGGAUUUUCACAAGGUAUUCAACGAUUUAUUAUGGGUAUAGGAACAAUAAUUGGUCCAUUAUUUGCAUCAGCACUACUGAGUAAUCUUCAUAUUAUGAUGACAACAAUGCUUAUACUUACUGUACUUACUCUUAUUGCUUUAUCGUUUGUACUUAAACGUUUACGUAUAACACCACAAAAACCAAAUCCAUCUGAAGAUAAAGAUGCAAAUAAUAAUCUUAAUGUUAGUUCAUCAAUUGGAGAUGAUAGUGAUGAACCAGCAUUACCAUUAGCAUCAAAAAAUUGUUAUAUUACACUUGUUCAACAUGAUGAUGAACAAAAUGAAUGUUUAUAUAAACGUAAUUCAUUAACAAAACAUUUAUCAACAAAUCUUGAUUCACAAAUACGUCCACCACCACCACCGCCACCACCAACAAAUAAUUCACUUUGUUAUGAUACAAGUUCAACUAAUGUACUUUGUAUAACAGAUGAACAAAAUCGAAUUCCAGUAAAAAAUUUAAAAAAAUGA
Messenger RNA from Adineta steineri, 1923 nucleotides. NCBI's taxonomy places the organism in Eukaryota, Metazoa, Rotifera, Eurotatoria, Adinetida, Adinetidae. The record is from the annotation of a GenBank genome assembly.